UUCUGUCCGAUGGUCCCUGAAGGCAACGCCGGGCUUGUUUGGGUCCUGAGGGGCUGUGUCGCAGCCAUCCAAUCAGGGAAGAGAAGGGGACGCAGGCAUGUCAUGUGACCCCUCCCUGCCCGUCGCGCCCACCUCCCCGAUGUUGUGAGCGCCUCCCGCAGCGUGACCCGCCGCCUGCCCGCGAACAGACUGCUGCUGCUCUGCGUCCGCUGCGAAGCUCCUGCGACACCCGCGCGUUACCGACAGUAAACGAAAAACGAAAACGGCACCCCCCCUCCGUGCUCCAUACUGAGAUAAAUAACCGAAGUACACCCUCCCGGGGCUGCGUUUGCCUUCUCUGUUUCUUAAAAAAAAAAAAAAUGAAAACUAAAUUCAUCAACGGGGUUUCUUCUUCCCCCUCCAUGUCGCUGGGUCUGCUGGUGACCGAGAAUGCCCUGCAGGUCCAGCCAGACACCCAGGAGGACUGCAAGGAGCUGGUCUGCUCCGAUCAGCCCGACCCAGACACUCGGAGGAAGGCUUAUCUGUGGUGCAGGGAUUUCCUGCACGGAGCCUGGAAGAGCCUGGCUGAGGACCUGUUCCAGAUCACCAUCAUAAGGGGUGGUCUGAGCAACAAGCUCUUCCUGUGCAGCCUCCCCGACAGCCUGGACUGUGUUGGGGACGAGCCGAGGAGCAUCCUGCUGCGCCUCUAUGGGGCCAUCCUGCAGAUGUCCUGUAAUAAAGGAGAUUCUCGAGAGUCAAACAAAGAAAAUCACUUCCAAGGGGCCGAAGCCAUGGUGCUGGAGAGUGUAAUGUUUGCCAUCUUGGCUGAGAGGGAGCUCGGACCAAAACUCUACGGCAUUUUCCCUCAGGGUCGCCUGGAGCAGUACGUCCCUAGCCGUAAACUGGACACCUGCGAGCUGAGCGACUCCAGCAUCUCUGCAGAGGUUGCAGAGAAGAUGGCCAGGUUUCAUGGGAUGCGGAUGCCCUUCAACAAGGAGCCAAAGUGGCUCUUUGGAACUAUGGACAAGUACCUGAGCCAGGUGAUGAGGCUGAACUUCACCAGAGAGUCGCAGCUGCGUCGCUUCAACCGCCUGCUCAGCUAUAACCUCCCGCAGGAGAUGGAAAUGCUCAAGUCUCUGCUGAAGUCCACUCAUUCUCCUGUGGUGUUCUGCCACAACGACUGUCAGGAAGGAAACAUCCUGCUGCUGAAGGGCCGCCAGAGCUCAGACAAACAGAAGCUGAUGCUCAUUGACUUUGAAUACAGCAGUUACAACUACAGGGGCUUCGACAUUGGGAACCACUUCUGUGAGUGGAUGUACGACUACAACUGCGAUGAGUUUCCUUUCUUUAAAGUCAGCGCCCAGAACUACCCUUCAAAGCCCCAGCAGCUUCACUUCAUUGAAAGCUACCUGCGUGAGUUCGAUCAAGGGUUCGACAACCUGGGCGUGGAGGACCAAAGGAAGCUGAAGGAAGAGCUGUACGUGGAGGUCAACAGGUUCGCUCUGGCGUCUCACUUCUUUUGGGGUUUGUGGUCCAUCAUCCAGGCUCAGCUGUCCACCAUCAAAUUUGGAUACCUCGACUACGCACAGGCCAGGUUUGAGGCGUACUUCCAGCAGAAGAAGACCUGGGCCGUGUAAAGGAAGGGAGGCGGCGAAUUUUCUGACGGCGUGUUCGGCCAUAUCGUCGGGCGGAGGACGCACGGGCCAAUCACGUUUCGGCGAUCUGCGCUUUACACUCCCUGCUCGCUGGUAUCUGCUGGCUCCUGUUGGUGUUGUGUUGACUGAAGCCAAACCUUGAUCAUGUGGCUAGUAGGUGCUUCAAAUAUGCCCCACAAUCAUUGCAGCUCAAAGUUUACGCUGUGUAACUAUCUGAAGGCCAAAAAAAGAAAAACACUGACUUGCACUAACCUUCAUAAGUGGUCAGACGUUUGCUUCUGCAGAGUUUGAACCGUAUCACUAAUAUUGAGGUUUUGAGCCGGAGAUCACAAAAUGUUAGCAUUGAUCAGUGUGUAUGUACCAUCAUUCCCUGCUGGAAGUGCUGCGUGGGAAAGGCUCCGAACCGGAACUCCUCUGGGGAGAUCGAUAACUGAUCAUCACCAGUUGUAUAUUUGAUAUAGAGCUCAGCCUCCCAGCAGCCCGGUCCUGUUACUGAUGGGCCGGCUCAGAUAGAUAUUUCACACUUGAUGUUUGAUUUGAUUUUCUUUUAAUGGUUGUGGUUUACAUCAUCUUCAGGCCAGGGCAAAUACAGUUCUUCUGAAUUUCUAAACAUGUGAAUAGUUCUCAUAAAAUCCGCGAUAUCUAAUGUCAGGUGUCUUCAUUACAAUAGGACUGACACCGAGUAGCUUCUUCUGAUAAUUCUUUAACUUUGCUCAGUUUUUUAAGGGACGGGGGUGUGGUGGCUUUAUGUGAUUAUGGAUCACUGUGACAGCCGCACACAGUGGGUCUUAUUGUCUAAUUUAGCCUUGUUGUUGCUGCAUUGACGAAAGCUUCACACUCGACAAUGGCUCCUUAUUGUGGGAAUGGAUUCUUUGGUGAUGUCACUGGUGUUUUGGUGCCUGCUGCCAUGCUGCCUCAUCAUCAUAGCCCGAAUCCAGAAUAAUAAUGCUGAUGGUCAUGUGGACUCUGACGUCGUGCACAUGUAAGUAAGAAAGGCAGCAGCGGGACAGGAACUCUGUCCUCCGUCCGUCAGGCUCUGCUGUCGCCCUGCAGAGGAUAACGGUUCGAUAUCGAGACGUGAUGAGAGUGAAAACUGACUCAUACAAACUGAUCAUCCAAAUAUCCUGAGACCAGCUAAGUUCUACCUCACCCUGUCAUUACAGUGUUAUUGUGCUCCAAUUAAUCACCUGCCUUUAAAUGGCAUUGUGAAAGGUGACAGCCUGUUAUUUCCUUACACUUUACCACAGACACGCCUCUCAGUUUGCCCUGCGGCAGCAUUGAAAAACACUCUGUAUGUUAUAUCUAACAUCGGGCAUAGCUGCCAGGCGUGCUAUCGGCCUUGUUAGCAGCCAUUACUACACUGACCUUCUAAAGCUUUUAACAUCCAGCAGCUCAUUUUCCACUUAGCUGGCUAAUUCCCCUUCAUAGCAGUCUUCCUCAUUUAACAGAUUCAUUUUAGUCCUAAAAUCUAAGAGACUUAAUCUGAAAUAUAUCAUCGACUAGUUUCUAAAAUUAGCCGUCUCAAGUCUCCAUCAUCACUGGUGAUGACCCCAGCCCCAGGUCCAAACCCCUGUUUUGGAGAAAAGCAAAGUGGGAAAAAAUGUAAAUAGUUUUUGAAGCGUGCCACUUAAAGUGGUUAUUUUCUCCGUCUCCUGAUUCCCGAAACGUGGACGACAAUUUCAAGAAUAAGAAAAAUUAGGAUCACUGAUGAUUCCUCUGACCUCACACCUGUGGCUAGACCAAACCCUGACCCCAGACUCUGUGGCUGAGGUUAAUGGCUGCCUUUGUUGGCCUCGUUAGAGACUAUUAGUAGCAUCAAUAAGUGGGUCAUUGUCCAUGACUGAAUAGUUACUGUGUGAAUGACGGCAUUUACCAAAGUCAGCUCAAUAUGUCAUCGUCAGCAGACCCGAGGGCAUCGCUAAACAUCUCACUACACUUCUCUUAUUCUUCAUGUUGGACCCCAAAUUUGGAAUGGGUCAUGUGACUGUGCUGCUACAGAUGAAGCCAUUACAAAGGCUAACAUGUGACUUAGCAGCCACAGGGCGGCUGUGCCCGGUGUGAAUGCCGUCUCUCUGGGUGGAGGAAACUAAACUUAGCUCUACACUAAAGGUUAGACGAACCAUGAAGAGCUGUGAAUGUCUACUGUGGCACUUUGGAGGACUCUUUUAAGGGGGUGUUGAACUGUGACUUUUACAUUCAUUUUACAUACACGUGUAUUUUAUUGUAUAGUUUAUUCUUAUAUUUCCUUUUAAAUGUUUUUAGGUGCAGUUAAAUUUUGAUGCACUGAGACUGCAGGUCCACUAGAACGUGCAGUACUCAAUAACUAUUAAAAGUAUUACAGUACUUUGCUGUAUUCUGUAUCAUUUCUUGUACUCAGUCUGAACUUGAAGUUGUCUGAUUUUUUUGCCCUGACCUUUCACUGCUGUACAUACAUUACCAUUUUUAUUAUUGUGUUUUCUUACAUUCCUUAUAGAAAACUGGACAUCAGUGUAUACAUGUACUACAUUCCAUACUUGUUACUUUAAAUAUUACAAACACUUUGGACCAAAGGACCUAAAACAAGUCUUUGAUUGGCUCUUCUAAUAAAAUCGAAUUAGUCUCCAGGAGAGGAGCAAAAACCUUCACUCCUGUUUCUUGUUGGCGAUAUUCACUAAAUCUGCUAUAAAUACUGAAAAACAUGUACCUUACUGUUGUUACUGUGAAUGUACUUUGUAUUAAAUACACUUUUUAUUAAAAACAUGUUCUGUUUGGUGAAGAGCAGCCCCACCCACACUGUCAUGUGGCUCACUGCGAUAACCUUUGCUAUCUAUGCAGCUGUAAUGAAUGCAUAUGUACACAUAACAUACUUAAAGGUUUCAGGUGAACUGCAGCAGCACAGAAAUGACUUUGGCUGUAAAUUUACUGCUUUGCAGAAAUAAAGUUAGAUGAGAAAA
Molecule: messenger RNA, 4567 nt
Organism: Archocentrus centrarchus (flier cichlid)
Lineage: Eukaryota; Metazoa; Chordata; Actinopteri; Cichliformes; Cichlidae
Gene: chka
Product: choline kinase alpha
Exons: 12
Coding region: 360-1616 (418 amino acids)
Biological process (GO): CDP-choline pathway; phosphatidylethanolamine biosynthetic process
Cellular component (GO): cytoplasm
Molecular function (GO): ethanolamine kinase activity; choline kinase activity
Source: RefSeq, a predicted model, not a curated record